Messenger RNA from Talaromyces amestolkiae, 678 nucleotides. RefSeq lists its product as uncharacterized. The coding region runs from base 1 to 678 and encodes 225 amino acids. The record is from RefSeq and is a predicted model, not a curated record. NCBI's taxonomy places the organism in Eukaryota, Fungi, Ascomycota, Eurotiomycetes, Eurotiales, Trichocomaceae. The transcript has 4 exons. Gene Ontology annotation, biological process: vesicle budding from membrane; late endosome to vacuole transport via multivesicular body sorting pathway. Gene Ontology annotation, cellular component: cytoplasmic side of plasma membrane; ESCRT III complex; multivesicular body.
AUGUGGUCUUGGUUCGGUGGCCAGUCCGCGCAAAAGCGCCGCGAUGCGCCCAAAGAAGCAAUCCUCGGUCUCCGCGAACAGCUCGACAUGCUCCAAAAGCGCGAGAAGCACCUCGAAAACCAGAUAUCGGAGCAAGAAGCCAUAGCCAGGAAGAAUGUCACUACGAAUAAGAACGCCGCCAAAGCAGCCCUGCGAAGAAAGAAGUUGCACGAGAAAAAUCUCGAACAAACCCAGAACCAGGUCAUGCAGCUCGAGCAACAAGUGUAUUCCAUCGAAGCGGCAAACAUCAAUCAAGAGACCCUGUACGCCAUGGACAACGCCGGAAAUGCGAUGAAACGCAUGCACGCCGGCCUUACAAUGGAGAAGGUCGAUAAUAUGAUGGACAAAUUACGAGAACAGCAAGCCCUGGCCGACGACAUCGCGACGAUCAUCACGGCCCCACCGCUCGGCGAAGCGGUCGACGAGGCCGACUUGGAGGACGAAUUGGCAAAUUUGGAGCAGGAGGCAAUAGACGAGCGGAUGCUCAAGACAGGCACGGUACCGGUUGCGGAUCAAUUGAAUCGGUUACCCGUCGCUGGGAAUGGAGAGCUCAUCAAAGGCAAAGCGAAACAAACUGAGGAGGAAGAAGACGAAGAGGCAGAAUUGGAGAAGUUGCGUGCUGAGAUGGCCAUGAGUUAG